AUGGCCUUCUCCAAUCUCUCAGAUAACGAGAAGGACGCGUUCUUCUCCCUCCUCGAUGAAUAUUUCACUUCCCGUCCCGGACUCAUCGCCGGAAACGGCUCAUCCGAGUCUCCCUCUUCAGCAGGAGACCAACAACAAUCUGCAGGAUCCUUCGCGCGCAAUGCUCUAGCUUCAAACCCGCAAGCCGCGACGAAGCUCAUGUCCGUAGGACUAGGGGCGAUGGCAUCACAAAAGCCGACUUCGAAUAGCUCGCGCGCAACAUCCAUGGCCGCCGGAUUCGCACAUCGUGCAGUUGAAAGCAACCCACAAGCCGCAGGCAAACUGCUCUCCGCCGGCUUAAGAAACACGGGCUCACCGAAACCCACAAGCCCUUCACCCUCCCAACAGCACGAUACCGGAGAUGCACAGGACGAAGCGCCCGUCAGCGUCCGCGAUCGCAUUCAAGCCGCCUCAGCGCAGUUCAGCAAGCCCUCCGCACCACCACCGCGUCCCGGUCCCAAACCCGCGCCCAAAGCACCCAGCGGGCUGAACACGACGAAGACCAUCGGUGAUGUGAACAUCUCUUCGACGAAAGACUUCUUCGGUUCCCUGCGCGGAAGCACGGCGGCCAAGAACGCGCCCCCUCCCGUGGUGGCUACCACCGAGCGCGCGUUUCCCGCGAAGAAGAACGCUUUUGCGCCGCCGCCCACAAGGCGCUUGGCUUCGGACGAGUCUGUGCCGACUAGUUCUUCCCCAGCCUCACCUGCGCCUCCUCCGCCUCCUCCACCGCCACCACCCCCGGCGCGCCAUGAACCGGAGCCUGAGGGAGAGUGGGCUGAAGCGCUGUAUGAUUAUGAUAGUGCCGAGCCCGGGGACCUGAAUAUCAGGGAGAACGAGCGGGUGCUUGUUACCGAUCGCUCUGACGACGACUGGUGGAAAGGAGAGUUCAAUGGACAAGCAGGCGUCUUCCCCGCUUCCUAUGUCAAGUUGCUUUGA
Messenger RNA from Peniophora sp. CBMAI 1063, 975 nucleotides. The record is from the annotation of a GenBank genome assembly. Lineage: Eukaryota; Fungi; Basidiomycota; Agaricomycetes; Russulales; Peniophoraceae.